Molecule: messenger RNA, 3484 nt
Organism: Scatophagus argus
Lineage: Eukaryota; Metazoa; Chordata; Actinopteri; Scatophagidae
Gene: hltf
Product: helicase-like transcription factor
Exons: 25
Coding region: 273-3173 (966 amino acids)
Molecular function (GO): nucleic acid binding; zinc ion binding; ATP-dependent chromatin remodeler activity
Source: RefSeq, a predicted model, not a curated record
UUUACAAAUAAAGUAGCACAAACAUCAGUAACCGGAACACACGCGACAAGCCAAAAUAACAAUCAUCUCUUGUUCAGAUAAAUUACUCAAUGUAAUUAUUUAUGUAGAAACAUUACUAGACAGGAUAGAUACCGUAUGAACAACUAACAGACUAAUUACUCAAACUAGUCUUUAGGAUUAACAAACUUGUGUCUAGCUAGCUUGUAAGCACUAAGCAGCGUUAACGGUCGUGAAGUUUUCUUUAAGGGGGCGAGCCCCAGAGCUACGGUGCUAUGUUUUCACGCAAAUGGCGGUUUGGCUGGGGCAGGUUCAGUGAGGUGGACCUCUUCGCGGACCGAUAUGAGACCAGCGCAGAGACUCUUUCCCAGGCCAUCAGAGCCGCAGCAUCUGAGGAGCCGGACGCAGACGGCAGCGUGCUGUUUGGCCAUCUGAGAGGCACCGUUGUGGGCCUCAGAUAUUACACAGGAGUGGUGAAUCGAGGGGAAAUGGUCGGUUUGGUGAGGGAGCCCCAGAAUCCAUACGACCCCAAUGCGGUGAUGGUCACCAACAUCAAUGGCAACCAAGUGGGUCACAUCAAGCGGGAGCUGGCAGCAGCUAUGGCCUAUGUCAUGGACAAUAAUUUGGCUAAAGUAGAGGGGGUGGUGCCCUCAAGGACGACAAACUCAUUCACUAUGCUGGUGAAUCUGUCUUUCUGGGGGAAAGAAGAGAAAAGGUCUGCUGUGAUUGAAAGCAUGGCCCGUCGCGGAUACAAACUGAACACCGGUGGACUCGGACUGACAGGUGCAAAUCAGAAAUCAAAUCUGAAUUACGGUCAAAGUGCUCAGGCAUUGGCAUCUAAAAAAGGUUUGACCAUCCCACUAACUGCAGAGGAGUUGAAAAAUGCAUUUGACAACCUUUUCGAAGGCUUGAUGGAGAGUAAAGAUGGAGAGAAAGAAGCUGCCAAGGCUGUGAGUACUCCUCUGCUGCCUCACCAGAAGCAGGCGCUGUCCUGGAUGUGUGCUCGGGAAAACAAAUCUGCACUGCCACCCUUCUGGGAGAAGAGAGGCGAGUUGUACUAUAACAGCCUGACAUGUUUUUCUGCCAAAGAAAUGCCAGAGAGAGUUUGUGGGGGAAUACUGGCAGAUGAUAUGGGACUGGGAAAAACUCUGACAACCAUCGCUCUGAUCCUCACCAACUUUCACGGAGGGAAGCCUCUACCCGUGGAGAAAUGUGAGUCUUCACCUGUCAAAGCCAAAAGUAAACAGCAGAAGACAUCCAGGCUGGAAGGAGGCUGCCGUGUAGGAGAUGGAACAGCAGCAGCUGGUUCUUCAUGCUCAGAACUUCCUCAGGUGGAGGUGGUCUCUGUUGAUCCACCAGACGGAGAGGAGGACGUGGACAAGUCAGCUCAAAGUUUAAGCAAAGGAAAAAUGAAAGCCACCAAGCGAAAGCCCAGUAAAGAGGCUCCAGUAUUGUUGGAGGAUCUGGACUUUGCAGCAGCACUGGGAGGCUCAGCAUCAGAAACAGCAACAAAGAAGAAGAAAGCUUCCAAGAAGGCUAAUCCAACACUCUGUGUGGAAUCGUCCAUUACUGAAAGUGCAGACGACUUGUCAGCUAGAACGACUCUCAUCGUUUCUCCGCUUUCUGUGCUCAGCAACUGGAUGGACCAGUUUGAGCAGCAUGUGCGUAAUAACGUGAAGCUAAACGUGUAUGUGUAUUACGGCUCAGAUCGCAACAGGAGCAAGAAGUUUCUGUCCUCUCAGGACGUGGUGAUCACCACCUACAACGUCCUCUCUGCUGACUUUGGGAAUAAGAGUCCCCUCCAUGGGAUCAAUUGGCUCAGGGUUGUGCUGGACGAAGGGCACAUCAUAAGAAACCCCAAUGCACAGAUGAGUAAGGCUGUCCUUGACCUUAAAGCUCAGCGGCGCUGGAUUUUGUCAGGUACUCCUGUCCAGAACAGUGUGAAGGACCUGUGGAUGCUGCUGGCCUUCCUUCGUCUGAAGCCGUUCAAUGUGAGAGAGUGGUGGAACAGAGUGAUCCAGAGACCCGUCAAUCAAGGAGACAGGGCCGGCCUGCAGAACCUUCAGACUUUGGUGAAGUGCAUCACCCUGCGGCGGACCAAGAGCAGUGAGGUGAAUGGGCGCCCCCUGGUGUCUCUGCCUGAGAAGACAGUGUGCGUGGAGCAGGUCGAACUGAGCCAGUCCGAGAGAGAGGAGUACGAGCUGGCGCGCGAUGAAGGAAAAAACACCAUCGGCAGAUACAUAACUGAAGGGACGGUCUUGAGGAAUUACGCUGAUGUGUUGGCCAUCCUGAUGAGGCUUCGACAGCACUGCUGCCACCCAGACCUGCUGGCAAAAGUGUCCUCCGACUUGGGUGCUGCAGGGACUCCUGCAGAGCUGCGGGAGCGUCUGAUAGAAAAGCUUCGGUGGGUGUUGGCCAGCGGCUCUGAUGAGGAGUGCUCCAUUUGUUUGGACUCGGUCCAUCUGCCCGUCAUUACACGCUGCGCCCACGUUUACUGCCGGCCCUGCAUCGCUCAGGUUAUCAGCAGCGAGCAGGAACGGGCACGCUGUCCUCUCUGUCGAAGUGAGAUCAAGACCGAUGAACUGGUGGAGUUUCCACAGGAAGAAAUGGAGGAAGAGAACGGUUCACAUUCUGGAAAGUGGAGGACAAGCUCGAAGGUGCAGGCGCUGAUGGGAAACCUGCUCAGGCUGCGAUUUGAAGACAGCAGCAUUAAGUGUUUGGUUGUCUCUCAGUUUACGCGCUUCCUCACCAUACUGGAGACUCCACUCAGAGAGCACGGUUUCAGUUUUGUGCGUUUUGACGGCACCUUGAGCCAAAAGAGGAGGACUGAAGUCCUCAAGGAGUUUCAGAGCUCUGCAGCUGACAGUCCUGCUAUCAUGCUUCUGUCACUCAAAGCUGGAGGUGUUGGGCUUAACCUGACCGCCGCCUCUCAUGUUUUCCUCAUGGACCCGGCAUGGAAUCCUGCUACUGAGGAGCAGUGUAUCGACCGCUGCCACCGUCUGGGACAGACAAGGAAAGUCGUUGUCACCAAGUUCAUUGUGAAGGAUUCAGUGGAGGAGAGGAUGGUGAAGAUCCAGAAGAAGAAGCAGGACCUGGUAGAGAAGGCUUUUGGCUCAGCUAACACUGAUAGGAAAACGUCUCGCAUUGAUGACAUCAAAGCUAUGAUGGAGCUCUAGAUCCCUGAUACUGGACCUGAACUGAACGGGAAACCACUGAGCUGUCUGAAGAGCUGACUGUGUUCACAGUGUGUUGAAGCGAAUUUUUUGCACACAUUGUGAAAGAUGUGAAAAACUAAUAUUUUUUAUAAUAGUUUAUCAUUGAUGUCCUUCAUUUUUUUAAAUCUCUGCUUCUGUUUAAUUAAUUUCUUGAUACUGAUUUAUUUACAGGAGGCAAUACAGUUGUGAUUGUAAAAAUAUCAAAGGUGUGCUAACCUUAUAGCAGCUGUCGAGUAUGUUGAGUGUUUAAAGAUUAAAGAAAAUACAGACUA